AUGCCGAUCCCUAGACUUCCUAUAUGGUCAGAAGUGUCAACUAAUUCACAGAGGUUGACACUAAUUCGAAGAAAUAUUCCUCCGGACAUGGUCGAUGUCGAGCUCAUUCAGUUGUGCGUGCCUUAUGGUCCGCUUUCCAACUAUAUGAUGCUUAAAGGAAAAAGUCAGGCGUUUGUCGAGUACGAAGACGAACACAGUGCGGUCGGAUUCGUCACGUCGAUGAACGCGGUGCCAAUUCAGGUAAGCGACCUGUGA
Cooperia oncophora is the source of this 255-nucleotide messenger RNA. The record is from the annotation of a GenBank genome assembly. NCBI's taxonomy places the organism in Eukaryota, Metazoa, Nematoda, Chromadorea, Rhabditida, Trichostrongylidae.